Molecule: messenger RNA, 3145 nt
Organism: Eutrema salsugineum
Lineage: Eukaryota; Viridiplantae; Streptophyta; Magnoliopsida; Brassicales; Brassicaceae
Product: kinesin-like protein KIN-7C, mitochondrial
Exons: 23
Coding region: 72-2780 (902 amino acids)
Biological process (GO): microtubule-based movement
Molecular function (GO): microtubule motor activity; microtubule binding; ATP binding
Source: RefSeq, a predicted model, not a curated record
UCUCUCUCUUUCGCUCUCUCUCAAAUCUCUCACACUGUCUCUUGGACCAUUCCUCUCACUCUGCCUCCAAAAUGUCUGCUGCUAGGUCACAGAGAUCAUCCAUGAUCUCUCCCUCCCGUCCUCGUAGAUCGCCGGCGAGUAUUCCGACGAAACGACCGGAAACUCCUUCCUCUCAGUUUUCUCCCUCUCCGGCGGCUUCUUCGAGUCCACUCCUACGUUCUAGUCCAAGUCCGUCUACCUCCUCCGCCGAUCGGACAUUCGCCGCCGCCUCCGGUACGGCUGUUACUUCCUCGAAACUGAAGGAGAAUAUAACAGUCACGAUUCGCUUCCGUCCUCUCAGUCCGCGAGAGGUCAAUAAUGGAGACGAGAUUGCCUGGUAUGCAGAUGGAGACUACACUAUUCGGAACGAGUACAACCCAGCUCUUUGUUAUGGCUUUGAUAGAGUCUUUGGUCCACCAACCACAACCCGUCGUGUUUAUGAUAUUGCUGCUCAGCAAGUUGUUAGUGGGGCAAUGUCAGGAAUAAAUGGUACUGUGUUUGCUUAUGGAGUUACUAGCAGUGGGAAGACUCAUACAAUGCAUGGGGAGCAAAGGUCACCUGGAAUAAUUCCGUUGGCGGUAAAGGAUGUAUUCAGCAUUAUUCAGGAGACACCAGAACGGGAAUUCCUUCUUCGUGUUUCAUAUCUUGAGAUAUACAAUGAGGUCAUAAAUGACUUACUAGAUCCGACGGGGCAGAAUCUAAGAAUACGAGAGGAUUCUCAGGGCACAUAUGUUGAAGGUAUUAAAGAUGAGGUUGUCUUAUCCCCUGCUCAUGCUCUAUCCCUCAUAGCAUCUGGAGAAGAACACAGGCAUGUUGGUUCAAACAAUGUCAAUCUUUUUAGCAGUCGGAGCCACACAAUGUUCACCUUGACUAUAGAAAGCAGUCCACAUGGAAAGGGAGAGGACGGCGAAGAUGUUACUCUCUCUCAAUUGCACCUUAUUGAUCUUGCUGGAUCUGAAAGUUCUAAAAGUGAAAUAACUGGACAGCGGAGGAAAGAGGGCUCUUCCAUCAAUAAAAGUUUACUUACCCUAGGCACUGUUAUAUCUAAAUUGACAGACACCAAGGCAGCUCAUAUACCCUACAGGGAUUCUAAACUUACGCGUCUCUUGCAGUCAACACUUAGUGGCCAUGGACGAGUAUCACUUAUUUGCACUAUCACACCUGCAUCCAGCACAAGUGAAGAGACUCACAACACACUGAAAUUCGCUCAGAGGUGCAAGCAUGUUGAAAUCAAAGCUUCACGAAAUAAGAUUAUGGAUGAAAAGUCACUAAUCAAAAAGUAUCAGAAAGAAAUAUCAUGUUUACAAGAGGAGCUUACACAACUGAGGCAUGGGGUUUCUAUGUCAACGUCUAACCAAGAAGAUUUGGCUGAUCGAAAACUUCAGGUUAAACUCCAGUUAAGGUUGGACGAGGAGGAUGAAGCUAAGGCUGCUCUAAUGGGAAGAAUUCAACGAUUGACAAAAUUAAUCUUGGUUUCAACAAAAAGUUCACUGGAAGCAAAAUCAUCUGUAAAACCUGACCAUAUAUGGAGGCAUACUUUUGGAGAGGAUGAGCUAGCUUACUUGCCCGAUAGAAGACGGGAGAACAAUGCUGAUGAUGAUGCUAAAAGCACUGUUACUGAAAAUUUCAAGGAGCCAAGAGAUGGAACUAGUAGUUUAGACGAGAUGACAAAGGACCGGAAAAAGACUAAGGCUCGUGGAAUGCUUGGCUGGUUAAAACUGAAAAAAUCUGAUGGUGUGGCUGGGCCAGUGCUGACUGAUGGUAACCAGUGCUCUGCAAGUGGAUCUCCUUCAUCUUCCUCUAAGGGCUCACAAACAAAAUCAACCAGAAGAGAAAAUGCCGCAAAUAACAAGUCUUUUCCAGAAAGAACUGUUGCAGGAGACUUGUUCAGUGCAACUGUUGGACCAGGAGACCCUUCUCUGAUUGGAACCACUAUUGCGGAUCAAAUGGAUCUUCUUCAUGAGCAGACAAAAAUACUAGUCGGAGAAGUAGCAUUGCGUACCAGUUCAUUGAAAAGGCUUUCCGAACAAGCUGCUCGCAACCCUGAAGAUGUCCAUAUCAGAGAUCAAAUACAAAAACUGGAAGAUGAAAUCAGUGAAAAGAAGGAUCAAAUACGUGCGCUCGAGCAACAAAUGAUUGGAACUUUCGGAAUGAGUCAUACCACAGACUCUCUUGGAAUGUCCCAGGUUCUGUCGAAGCUCACUAUGCAACUAAAUGAAAAAAUCUUUGAACAUGAGAUAAAGUCUGCAGACAAUAGGAUACUUCAGGAGCAGCUCCAGAUGACUAAAUCAGAGAACGCUGAGAUGCAAGAGACGAUCAUCCUACUAAGGCAACAACUCGAUUCGUUAGCCGAGAGGCAAUCAACAUAUACACAGCAAAUCGUAGGAGACGAAUCAUCAGGGAAGAAUACUGACAACAGAAAUGGUGAGGAGUCAGAAAUCUACUCUGGAGCAGGAACACCGACCAGCGUGAUGAGCUUAAAUAGAGUAUUUGCUCAGGAAGAGACUAAAGAGAUCAAAGACGAGACAACUCUCAACUCUCAGGCUUUGGAAAUAGAGAAUUUGAAGAAGGAGAAGAUGAGACUGAUCGAGGAAAAAGAUGAGUUUGGAAAACUUAAUAAGAAACUCACAGAAGAAGCUUCUUAUGCUAAAGAAUUGGCGUCUGCUGCAGCAGUAGAACUCCAGAAUUUGGCUGAAGAAGUUACCAGACUCUGCAAUGAAAACGCAAAACUGAGCAGGUGAAAAAAAGGUUACAAGCCUCUGUUGUUGCUAAACAUGACUCCAGCUUCAAGAUAAUUCUGCAAAGUGGAUCAUCAUCAUUGACCUUUAAUGCAAAUUUUAGACUAGUUGAAAUGUGAUGAUGAAUGCAUCAAAGGGAGAAAUGUUCUUGGAUAUCAUGAUGCUUCGAUCUCCCAAAAGAUAAAGAUUCAAUCCAGACACAAAAAAGUUGGUUUGUAUUGCAUCGAUCGCCUUUGAAUUUAACGUCUGAUGACAAACACAUUUGUAAAUAUUCUCACAAGAAUUUGUUUUUCUUGCACUUUGUGACUACUGUUUUUGUAUGUUCUUCUUAGGUCGAACCGACCAUGUUGCAACAAGUCCAAUUAUUA